Pan troglodytes (chimpanzee) is the source of this 481-nucleotide messenger RNA. RefSeq names its product cytochrome c oxidase subunit NDUFA4-like. The record is from RefSeq and is a predicted model, not a curated record. Gene Ontology annotation, cellular component: respiratory chain complex IV. NCBI's taxonomy places the organism in Eukaryota, Metazoa, Chordata, Mammalia, Primates, Hominidae.
UAAUAGUCUAGUUUUUGGAUUGGGUAAUAGGUAAAUGGGAGAACACUAUAUUAUAAAAUAAAUAAACAAAUAGGGCCUGACAUCAAUCAUGAGUAGCAUGUUAUGAAACCAGGAGUAUUGUUAACUCAAUUCUAUAUAGCCUAAGUCUCCUCCAAACAUCAAAUGCUGCAUUGGAUUACUUAGACCCGGGCCUGAAAUAUUUGUUCUUCCCUCCUUCCAGGCUACGCAGAUGCUCCCCCAGCUCUUUGGUCAGGCCAGGAAGCAGUCGAGUGUGAUCUCUCUCUUUGUAUAUAUGUGAGCAGGAGGCACCAGAGCAGGGCUGCAUGUCUUGCAUCUGGUACUGUUUAACCCAGGUGUUAGCUGGGACAGAAAGAAUCCCCCAGAACCCUGGAAUAAACUGGGUCCCAAUGAUCAAUACAAGUUCUACUCGGUGAAUGUAGAUUACAGCAAACUGAAAAAGAAUGUCCAGACUUCUAAAUGA